Messenger RNA from Siniperca chuatsi (mandarin fish), 1750 nucleotides. RefSeq names its product EGF-like-domain, multiple 7 (gene egfl7). Gene Ontology annotation, molecular function: signaling receptor binding; calcium ion binding. The record is from RefSeq and is a predicted model, not a curated record. NCBI's taxonomy places the organism in Eukaryota, Metazoa, Chordata, Actinopteri, Centrarchiformes, Sinipercidae. Bases 375 to 1256 code for a protein of 293 amino acids. The transcript is spliced from 9 exons. Gene Ontology annotation, biological process: anatomical structure development. Gene Ontology annotation, cellular component: extracellular region; cell surface.
ACGCCCGAAGACAUUUCAUUUGGAGGCAGUCGACUCACAGGGAGCACCUUGAAUUAACCGCGAGGUUUUUAUUUGAAACCACCAACCCCAGCUUUAAAAGAAACUGGCACCAUGGAAGAGUCCUCUAAUCCACUGGUCCGGCGGCUCGUGCCCAUGGCCGCCGCUCAGCCUGCGCGCGCACACGCACCUGAUGACCCCAUACUGCGAGGGUAGCUGGAGUCAUCCUGCUGGAGGCAAACAUACACAUUCAGUGUGAGGAGGACUUUGGCUACGAUCCACGACCCCCCCUCCCCUUCAUCCUCUCCUCUUCCCUCCGACUGGCACAGAGAAGAGUGUGAGAGACCGAGCGAGGGAACGUGGGAAAGUGGAAGACAAUGUACCAAACGCUGCUUCUUUCCUCCUCCCUUUUCAUCCUUCAUGUGAUGGGCACUCCGCAGUUCUUCACUCACCAUGGGAGGAGGGUGUGUGGCCGAGACCUCCGUCACAGCGUUGUCAUGGCAACAGAGUCGUACGUCCAGCCGGUGCACAAGCCCUACAUCACUCUGUGUCAGGGGCAUCGCCUCUGCAGCACAUACAAGACUGUGUACUCAGUGGCGUACCGGCAGGUGAGCAGAGCACCUCCAAAGCAUUUAUAUCCAGAGUGCUGCCCAGGCUGGCGGAGAUUUCACUCUCACAACUGCAACCAAGCUGUGUGUGGACAACCCUGUGUGAAUGGAGGUACCUGCUUAAGACCCAACCAGUGUGCGUGUCCGUUAGGCUGGACGGGGCACCAAUGCCAAACAGAUGUGGAUGAGUGUAGCGAGCAGCGGCCGUGCGCUGAGGAGUGCGUGAACACAGCUGGCAGCUAUCGAUGUGUGUGCAGAGACGGCUUCAGGCUUGCCGGAGAUGGCCGUUCCUGUCAAAGCCUCCUUCCUCCUCCUCCUCUUCCUCCUCCUGCCACUCCUCCCUCUCCCACCCAGACCAGCCAGGCAACAGUGGGUGGUCACACUGAUGCAGGUGGAAGGUUCACCCUGGUGGAGAAUGUGACAGAGGAGGUACAGAUCCUGAGGAACAGAGUAGAGCUCCUCGAAAAGAAGUUGCAGUUGGUGUUGGCCCCCUUCAGCAGCUUCUUCCCACUGUCGCUGGACGAGGGCUUGUCGGAGAAAACUACCUUACUGUCCCACUCCUUCCAACAACUAGACCGCAUCGACUCCCUUAGCGAGCAGAUAGGCUUUCUGGAGGAGCGCCUCGGCACAUGUUCUUGCCAGGAAAAUUAGCCACCGAACAUGACCCGCAACAUUUCCAGACAUCUCCAAUGAAGUUAAUAAUGCCAGAGAUUGUACGCACUAAGAUGGCUGGCGUUUGUAAGAAAGGGAUGAAAGCAGAAACAGCCUCAGUUCUUGUUACCCAAUCGUCUGUGAUUUCCACUAUUCCCAACAGCUUAAUUUACUUUUCUUGUUGUAUUACUGUCAAAUUCUUGAUUUUGUAACAGUACCUGUGGCAGGGUCAGUGUCAGCAUUGCAUCAUCCCUGUAACAUCUAAAUCACACACCCUGUGGGGUCAAAAAGGCCACAUUGGCCACUUUGUUUCUGUGUUUGUUUUGCAUCAGUGCAGCUGUGUCCUCUGUCAAAGCCCACACUGUCCUGAGGCAGACAUGGACAUCUGUAUUUAUCUAUUUAAAUUAUGAUUACUUUUAGUUAUUUCUCAGUCAAUAGACAGUUUUUUUUACCUAGUUUUGUAACAUUUUGUAAUAAAAAGUCUUAAUCAAAAA